CCUUCUGGACUCGUCCCUGGCCUCGCCGUGCUACCUUCUCAGACUCUCAACGCGUCCCGCGCCCUUCAGGGCGCCCGACUCUAGGGCUCGCGCAGGGGCUCAGCCACCCCUCCUCGGCAGGCCCGGGGCAAGGGGAGUCUGGAGCGGGGAAGCUAGGUCCCGCGCGCCCGCCGGGAACACGCGGAGCCCAGAACGCGCACACAGCGCGCGGCUCCCGCGGCCGCCCACCGGAGUUGCGAAGUCGGAGCGCGGGACCCCGUCGCCCCCAGCGUGGCGUCCCCGGACCAGGCCCGCCGCCCAGGGCCCCGGCCGGGCGGCCGCGGCAGCCCGGACUCCGGCGCCCAUAUGCGCCGCCCCGCCGCCGCCGCCGCCGCGCCACAGCUAUGACCCUGAGCGCGGAGAUGUCCGAUGCCUCCGGCCUCGCCGAGGAGACAGACAUCGACGUGGUGGGGGAGGGCGAGGACGACGACGACGAGGAGGAGGACGACGACGAGGGCGGCGGCGGGGCCCGGCUGGCUGUGCCUACACCGCAGCGGCGGCGGCGGCGGCGGCGCUCGUACGCCGGGGAGGACGAGCUAGAGGACCUGGAGGAGGAGGAGGACGACGAUGACAUCCUGCUGACCCCGCGGGCGGGAGGCUCCCCGACGCCCCCGGGGCCCGCGCCCCCAGCUGGGGCGACCUCGGGCGGCGGGAGUGGCGGCGGCGCGGGAGCGGGCGCGGGAGGCGUCGCGGGCGCGGGCGGCGGCGCCAAGAACCCGCUGGUGAAGCCGCCGUACUCUUACAUCGCGCUCAUCACCAUGGCCAUCCUGCAGAGCCCCAAGAAGCGCCUGACGCUGAGCGAGAUCUGCGAGUUCAUCAGCGGCCGCUUCCCCUACUACCGCGAGAAGUUCCCCGCCUGGCAGAACAGCAUCCGCCACAACCUCUCGCUCAACGACUGCUUCGUCAAGAUCCCCCGCGAGCCGGGCAACCCGGGCAAGGGCAACUACUGGACGCUCGACCCCGAGUCCGCCGAUAUGUUCGACAACGGCAGCUUCCUGCGCCGGAGGAAGCGCUUCAAGCGGCAGCCGCUGCUCCCGCCCAACGCCGCGGCCGCAGAGUCGCUGCUGCUGCAUGGCGCGGGGGCCGCCGCAGACCCCGCCGCCGCCGCGCUCUUCCCGCCCGCGCCGCCGCCCCCGCACGCCGCCUACGGCUGCGGCCCCUAUGGCUGCGGCUACGGCCUGCAGCUGCAGCCCUACGCGCCUCCGUCGGCGCUCUUCGCGGCCGCCGCGGCCGCCGCCGCCUUCCACGCUUUGAUGUUUUGCGCGCUCCUCCUGGGCCCUCGUGACCUCACGCGCCGAUUUUCGCCUCUGCGGAUUCGCGGACGAGACGAGACUGUUCGGCCAGAGCUCGGCGCGCCUCUCGGCCCAGAGGGACCCUUUAUUUAUGCAAAGUCGCCCUGUGCAGCAGCCCGACCCGGGGUGAGGAAGAGGGUGCUGGUGGGGAUUCUCCCUGUCUAG
Molecule: messenger RNA, 1496 nt
Organism: Heterocephalus glaber (naked mole-rat)
Lineage: Eukaryota; Metazoa; Chordata; Mammalia; Rodentia; Bathyergidae
Source: RefSeq, a predicted model, not a curated record